CCUCAGUCCGUGGAAAAGAUUCCCGACGUGUGGGAGCAGCGAGGAGCAGCGAGGAGCCCUGUAACGGUCGGAACCAUGAGCGAACCGCCGAGCUGCAGGAGCUGCAGCGAGUCGCUGAGCGGACAGAAGUUCAUCCGGGAGGCGGAGGAGCCGCUCUGCGUCCGCUGCGACCCGCGGCGCCACGCCCACACCUGCCAGGAAUGCAAGCAGCUGAUUGGACACGACGAGAAGGAGCUGAUGCACCAGGACAGAUUCUUCCAUGAGAACUGCUUCAGGUGCUGCAGCUGCAACCGCUCUCUGACCGCUGAGCCGUUCACCCAGCAGGGCGGCGCUCUGCUCUGCAGCUCCUGCUAUAGCAGCCGCUUCUCCUCCCGAUGCACCGCCUGCAGCCAGAGCGUCCAGCCAGGGUCCAGGAUGCUGGAGUACGACGGCACGGCGUGGCACGAGGACUGCUUCCUGUGCAGCGGCUGCAGGAAGCCGAUCGGAGCCGAGGCCUUCGUCCCGGACGCCGGGCGCUUCUACUGCCUGGCCUGCUACGAGCAGCAGGUGGCGCCACGUUGCAGCCACUGCAAGAAGGCGCUGACCAAAGGCGGGCUGACGUACCGGGGCGAGGUGUGGCACCGGGACUGCUUCCUGUGCUGCGGCUGCGGCUCUCCUCUGGCCGGACAGACCUUCACCUCGCAGGGCGAGCGGCCGUUCUGCGUCAGGUGCUUCAGCAGCCUGUACGCCAAGAAGUGCGCCGCGUGCAACACGCCCAUCACAGGUUUCGGCGAUGGGAAGUACGUGUCGUUCGAGGAGCGCCAGUGGCACCAGCCCUGCUUCAAAUGCUCGCGCUGCUCCGUGUCGCUGGUCGGGUCCGGGUUCUUCCCCGACCGGGACCAGAUCCUCUGCGCCGACUGCAACAGCGACGACUGAACACCAGAACCGGUUCCAAACACCAGAACCGGCUCCAAACACCAGAACUGGUUCUGCUCACCGCAAAAAUCAUAAAAAAUUGAAACACGAAA
Messenger RNA from Poeciliopsis prolifica (blackstripe livebearer), 1007 nucleotides. RefSeq names its product four and a half LIM domains protein 3-like. Gene Ontology annotation, cellular component: stress fiber; Z disc; nucleus. The transcript is spliced from 6 exons. NCBI's taxonomy places the organism in Eukaryota, Metazoa, Chordata, Actinopteri, Cyprinodontiformes, Poeciliidae. Gene Ontology annotation, molecular function: actin binding; transcription coregulator activity. The coding region runs from base 76 to 915 and encodes 279 amino acids. The record is from RefSeq and is a predicted model, not a curated record. Gene Ontology annotation, biological process: actin cytoskeleton organization.